Emiliania huxleyi CCMP1516 is the source of this 918-nucleotide messenger RNA. RefSeq lists its product as hypothetical. The transcript is spliced from 6 exons. The record is from RefSeq and is a predicted model, not a curated record. Bases 1 to 918 code for a protein of 305 amino acids. Lineage: Eukaryota; Haptophyta; Isochrysidales; Noelaerhabdaceae.
AUGCCAAGCCGGCUCGCCUCUCGACGAGAGGCCAAGGCCAUGGUCCGCCUAUCGACGCUCCUACUCGCGGCGCUGGCGCUGCCGCAGUCGUCUUUCGCGGCCGAUCGCCACUCCGCAGCGCCGCGGCUGACUCGAGGCCGCAGAGGCAGCGCACCCGAGACUUCGCGCCCGCUGCUGGCGGCGACGACGCCAAAGCCCGUUGGCAGCAGCGUCACCAUGACAGUCGUUCAGAUUGUCAACAACGUCGCGGGCGCCGGCAUCCUGACCCUCGCCGCGGGUAUGGCUGCGGGCGUCGGGUGGGUGCCGGCGAUCGCCAUCUGCGUGGCGCUCGGCGCCAUCUCGGGCUACACCUUCUACCUCAUCGGCGCCUCGUGCGUUGCCAUCCUCUACACCGCCGCGUUUGUCGCGGUGCGCGCCCUCGACGGCGCCUACACCGCCCCAUCGGAGCUCCUCGCGUCGCUUGCGCCGGAGCGCGCGCCGUCGUUCGUUCUCUCCUCGCUCACGCGCCUCGACAGCAACGCGCUGGCCCGUUCCCCGGCCAAGUUUGCGCGCGCCGUCGCCAUCGCCUUUGGCGUGCUCACCGUCCUCUACACGGCGAUGAUGGGCUUCGGCUACGCAACGUUUGGCGACCACGCCGCCUCGCGCGCCUUCCGCAGCCUGGCGGCCGACGCGUCGCGCGUGCCGCUGAUCGUGGCGCUGCUGGCCGUCAUUACUGCGGUGGCGUGCGCCGUCGAGGACAGCGGCGGGUGCGUCGGUGGGUGCGUCCUUCCAGCGGUCGGCGCCGCCAUCGUCUACUGCUUCCCGCCCCUCAUCUACGGGCGCGCGCGCGGCGCGUCGACGCCGCAGGCCGUGUACGGCCUUAUCCCGCUCGGCGCCUUUCUGGGUGUGCUUGGCACCUACGUCACGCUGCGCGGGUGA